AGCAAAAAGCAGGCACUUAAGCCUUAAAUCUGGAUGAAAAAACUUCCACCUUAACUCACUACUUUUAGCUUUUAUUCUAGGGGUUUUAUCACUAUGACCUCACUGGUGUUUGAUUGAUAUCUUCAAUAUUUUCUCAUCUGAUAUGGAUAUAUUGAUUUUUUCCCUCCAAACAUACAACUGAACAGACUUUGUUGAAAAGUGAAGCUUUUUUUUUUUCUGCUUUUUUGAGAUUUUUUUGUCACAAUGGCACUGGACUCAGAGUUUGGUGUGAAGGGCAGCAGCAUCAUCAGGGAAUGGAGCGGACAGGUCCAGCCCGCUCUGGUCGCCUCCUUCGUUUUCCUCUUCUGUCUGGAAGCCUGUCUGUGGGUCAGGAACCUCAGGCUCAAGAAGAGACUGCCCGGACCCUUCGCCUGGCCCGUGGUGGGCAACGCCAUGCAGCUGGGCCAGAUGCCUCACAUCACCUUCGCCAAGCUGGCCAAGAAAUACGGCAACGUGUACCAGAUACGGCUGGGCUGCAGCGACAUCGUGGUUCUGAACGGAGACAGGGCGAUACGUGAGGCUCUCAUACAGCACAGCAAAGAGUUUGCAGGCAGACCCAACUUUGUCUCUUUCCAGAUGAUCUCCGGAGGCAGGAGUUUGACAUUUACUAAUUACAGCAAACAGUGGAAGGCGCACAGGAAAAUAGCCCAGUCUAGCCUCAGAGCCUUUUCCUCUGCGAACAGUCAGACCAAAAAAGCCUUUGAGCAGAACAUCAUGGCCGAGGCCAUGGAACUGGUGCAGGUAUUUUUGCGCCAGAGCAAUGAUGGACGGUACUUUUACCCUGCUCAUGAAUUUACAGUAGCUGCUGCUAACAUCAUGUGCGCUCUCUGCUUUGGGAGGCGAUAUGGACAUGAUGACCUGGAGUUCAGGGCCAUGUUGAAGAAGCUGGACAAGUUUGGGGAGACGGUAGGAGCAGGUAGCUUGGUAGAUGUCAUGCCCUGGCUUCAGUCCUUCCCAAACCCGGUCCGCAGCGUCUAUGAAAACUUCAAAAACCUCAACGAGGAGUUUUUCGCCUUUGUGAAAGACAAAGUGGGACAACACAGAAACUCCUUCAACCCCGAUGUGACCCGGGACAUGAGCGACGCCAUCAUCAACGUGAUCGAGCACGGACAGGACAGCGGGCUGACGAAAGAGUUCGUUGAAGCGACCGUCACAGAUCUGAUUGGCGCAGGUCAAGACACGGUGUCGACUACCAUGCAGUGGAUCCUCCUGCUCCUGGUCAAACACCCGGACAUGCAAGCCAAACUGCAUGAGCUCAUUGACAAAGUGGUAGGCCAAGACAGACUGCCAUCAAUCGAGGACAGGAGCAGCCUGGCUUACCUGGACGCCUUCAUCUACGAGACCAUGCGCUUCACCAGCUUCGUCCCCAUCACCAUCCCGCACUCCACGACUUCAGACGUCACCAUCGAGGGUCUCCACAUCCCCAAAGACACGGUGGUCUUCAUCAACCAGUGGUCCGUCAACCAUGACCCCUUGAAGUGGAAAGACCCUCACAUUUUUGACCCCUCGCGCUUCAUUGAUGAAAACGGGGCCCUCAACAAGGACAUAACCAACGGUGUGAUGAUUUUUUCAACAGGUAAAAGACGCUGCAUCGGCGACCAGAUCGCCAAGGUGGAAGUGUUUUUAUUCACAGCGGUCAUGCUGCACCAGUGCAGCUUUGAGAGCGACCCCUCUGAGCCCCUCACUCUUGACUGCUCCUACGGGCUCACGCUGAAGCCCCUCCGACUCUGUGUGAACGCCAAGCUCAGGGGAAAGCUGCUCGGCUUAGUUUCCCCGGCAUGAACAGCACGUCCCAAUACUGUGACUCGAGGCCAGCGAACACUUUUCCCCCCAAUGACAUUUAACAGUGAGUAUCAACAUACGUGCACUAAAUCCUACUGUUGUAUGAUUUUCCUAUUUAAUAAUGAUAUUUAAUGGGUAUCUUAACACGGUCUGUAUUUGAAUUAUUGUUGGUGCGGGGUUGAGAAUAUGAUGUCAAAGAUGUAAUAUUAGCUACAGGUAGAAUUCAAGGUUGUGGACUGUUGGAAUCAGUGCAAAAGGUAUUCAUUUUCUGCUUCACUAAACACUCCAUACUUGAUCAGAUUGUGUACAUAAUUCUGUGUUGUUUUACGUCCACUACUGCGCAUGUACAUGUAUGACGUGUUUGCAGGAAAUAGCUACAUCCCUUAAAUGUCAAUUUAAACUAAUAUAACUGUACAUGAAAUGCUUGUGAAUGUUAUAAAGUCACUUGAUGACUUCUUGUUCUCAUUUGUAAUAUGUAAGAAUAUAUUUAACCUUUGCCACGUAAAAAAAAGCAAGUUACAAAAUAUUUUUUUAUAAUUUCAUAUUCCAGGUAAUGACAAUAAAUGUAAUAAUGUAUUUCACUAUCUACUGUACUCCGAGCAUAUGAACACAUUAAACAGAGAAUGCUGAUCAAAGUGGAGGGAAAAAAGGCUGGCAUGUUUGUGAAGGAGGAAGUCUUUCAUCAAGGAGACAUCCAUCACGGACUAAAGGAUGAAGAAGAGACAUUGCCAUGAACCGUGAACGCUUCACAAACGUUAUGCACCCAGGGUUUAGUUUUACUGUACAAGCACUGCAGCUACCCCCGCGCCAAACACACAACUCUCACCAGUAGAAAAAAAACCCCACAUGUGCAGCAAAUAUCUUUCACUCAUGAGGCAUUCUUAAAAUCAUGUUUGUUUACAAAGUCACUUUUUCAAAGCUACAUGGAUGUCACUGCACUCUCUUUAAGCUUCUGCAUUCAGGAGUUGAUGUUACAAUGCCCGAGGGAUGUGUUUCUCCGCCUUGAAUGUUUAAGCAUUCCUCAUAGAGGAUAUUUUGUUAUCAAUGUGUUGGCUUUAUAAAGUGGAACAAUAAGCUAUAUAUGAAAUUAAUAAAGUGAAUUGUCAAUGGUCA
This is a messenger RNA of Sebastes umbrosus (honeycomb rockfish), 2934 nucleotides long. RefSeq names its product cytochrome P450 1B1-like. Bases 244 to 1821 code for a protein of 525 amino acids. NCBI's taxonomy places the organism in Eukaryota, Metazoa, Chordata, Actinopteri, Perciformes, Sebastidae. Gene Ontology annotation, molecular function: oxidoreductase activity, acting on paired donors, with incorporation or reduction of molecular oxygen; monooxygenase activity; iron ion binding. The transcript has a single exon. The record is from RefSeq and is a predicted model, not a curated record.